UGUGUGGAUCAGUGUGUGUGUGGAUCAGUGUGUGUCAGUGUGUGUGUGGAUCAGUGUGUGUCAGUGUGUGUGUGGAUCAGUGUGUGUGUGGAUCAGUGUGUGUCAGUGUGUGUGUGGAUCAGUGUGUGUGUGGAUCAGUGUGUGUCAGUGUGUGUGCAACAGGAGCCGCUGGAGGAGCGCGUGUGAAAGUUUUAGUCCUCCCUGGGAACUCGAGUGAAGUGCACUGGAUGAGUGAAGUGCACUGGAUGAGUGAAGUGCACUGGAUGAGUGGGGUGCGCGGUGACCGGGUGCGCGGUGACCGGGUGCGGAUGGAGGCGCGGUUGGGACGCGGAGGGGACACGGCGGCUGUGUCGGAGGGUCACCAUGCCGACCGGAAGUGCCCCUCUCCGGGAAAGCGGCACGCGGUCAAGCGGCAUCAUCACAAACACAACCUGAAGCACAGGUACGACUUCCUGCAGACUCUGGGGAAGGGGACAUACGGCAAGGUGAAGAAAGCUGUGGACAGAACAGGAAGACUGGUGGCCAUCAAAUCCAUCAGGAAAGAAAAUAUUAAAGAUGAGCAGGACCUGACACACAUCAGGAGAGAGAUUGAGAUCAUGUCGUCCCUCAAUCACCCCUACAUCAUCACCGUAUACGAGGUGUUUGAGAAUAAGGAUAAGAUUGUGAUUGUGAUGGAGUACGCCAGUAAAGGAGAUUUAUUCGACUACAUCAGCGAGAGGCAGAUCUCUGAGCGAGAGGCCCGACACAUCUUCAGACAGAUUGUCUCAGCUGUGCACUACUGCCAUCGGAAUGGCAUCGUGCAUCGUGACCUGAAACUGGAAAACAUCCUGCUGGACGCAAACGGAGACGUGAAGAUUGCUGAUUUCGGUCUGUCGAACCUGUACCAGAGAGACGAGUAUCUGCAGACGUUUUGUGGUAGCCCACUGUAUGCCUCUCCUGAGAUUGUUAAUGGACGGCCGUAUAAAGGGCCAGAGGUGGACAGCUGGUCUCUGGGCGUCCUCCUGUACACGUUGGUGCAUGAAGCCAUGCCAUUUGACGGCCAUGACUACAAGACGCUGGUGCGACAAAUCAGCACUGGAGACUACCGCAAACCCACCAAGCCAUCAGAUGCAUGUGGUUUGAUCCGCUGGAUGCUGAUGGUAAACCCUGAUCGCAGGGCGACUCUAGAGGAAAUUGCAGGCCACUGGUGGCUUAAUUGGGGCUACCAGCGUCCUCUCGUCGCUGAGAAUGAAACAAUGGGAACAACCACCACCACAUCACAAUUGAGCAACUCUGCCCGAAUCACUGAUUGGCUUCGAAGAACGUCUCGACCUCUGCUGCAUAGCGGCUCAAAAAUGCGGUGUCUUCUACGUCCAGGAGGUGGAGUCACGGGAGAUGCGCCCAUCACUCGUCAGCGCUCGAUUCGCAGGUCACGCAAAGAAAACAAUGUCUCUCAGAGCAUGCAAGAGAACACUGCACCCAGGCCAUUUAAAGGCAUCCUGAAAAAACGUGGCAGCUUGAAACAGAAGCCGUGUGGUGAACCGCAGGUUCCUUUGGAGGAAAAAAUGACUAACGCAAUAAUGGCACCACCUGUAGCUCAAUCUCCACCUCCUCCCCCAGCCCCGCCCCCUCGCAAGGGUAUCCUGAAGAAGCCAGUAGAGAGGGAAUCGGGUUAUUAUUCCUCAUCCACUGAAAGCAGCGAUUCCACUCAAACACCACAACUUGAGCCGUGUACUACAAUGCCACCACGAUGUAAAGGAAUCCUUAAACGUAAUGGAAAAUUUUCCUCCGGUGUUUUGCAAGAAUUUGGGGAAUUCGGCUCGCUUGACCAGCUAGCGGCCUCCCUUCCACCAGGAGGCGUCAGAUCUCGUCCCAGUACAGCAAUCAGUGAGGACAGCAUCCUUUCAUCGGAAUCCUUUGAUCGGUUAGACUUGCCUGAUCGUCGUGAACCUGCAAUGAAGGUGGAUCGUCCAGCGCGGGGCGGCCCCAUGCGUGGCUGUGUUUCGGCUGACAAUUUACUCGACCUGAAGGAAAGUGGGCAGGAAUUAUGGGAUACUGACAAGAUGAGAGAAAGCUCGUUCUCCAUCACAGAUUGCGAAAACGUGAUCGAGGUCUACAAGUCUGCCUCUCAUGGCACCCAUGGUAGCUGAAACUCUCAAUACAAAUAGCAAAACUUCUUCAAAUCUGUCAAGUCCAAUACAGGACAUAUUCUGAUUCUGCGUGGGAAUGGAAUCAAUGUGGAGACAGUAGUCCUGGUGCAGGGAAGGACGACUAGCCCGAGUUAGAUAAGCUUCCACGUUCAGACUCUCGGAGACUGUCUCCAUCACAUGACCCUUUAAUGGUGGUGGAAGUAGAGCUAGCUGAAACUAGAUAUUUUACAUUUAAGAUGUGGUUGUCAGGUCAGCAUAAGUCCAUUACAGUUUUGCUUGAGAUGCUCUACAAAGGAUGUUUAUUAGUGGAACCAAAAUGGGGUAGAAAAGGGAAUAGUGUUCGUCAGUAGAGAAAAGCAAAAUGGGCCAAUCAGCUGCUGUUCAAGAGGCGAUUCUCCUUUUACACAACAUUUCUUUGAUGCAUUUUUGACUGGAGGCUGCAGCCUCUCUGUCAGACUGGGGCCUUGUUUUGUGAGACCUAAGCUUGAGCAUGAACCAAAGAUGCUGAAAGUACACUUUUUUAAAAAACACCUUUUAAGGGGCAAUAAUCGGACUACAGAGAACUGAGGAACAGAAAAAAUCGAAAAGAAAGCUUUUGGUUUAUGAUCUGCAAUCUGAAAUGACUGCAGCUCAGAGUCCAUUAGUGAUAAGAUGUUUUUUAAUACAACAAAGUUUGUUAACCUUGUUAAAGAUUAACCUUUAAGACAGACGGUUAUCAGUCCUGUUCUUGGCUGACACACCAGAUCAGACACGGCUAUUUAUUGCUUUAGGAAUUUACUUUUGUGAUAAGGAUUAGAGGUAAAUAGACUGUGGUAAGAAGUUUGUAAAAACAGUUUUGUAAGUGGCACUCGCUCAUUGAGGCCUCUAAGUGAAAACACUUAUUGUAUUGUUUUUUUGUUCCCCCCUUCUCAUUGUUGGACAAAAGCAAGUUUUUCAAAAACAAUGAGAUUGUGAGGAAAUGAAGGCAGAUAUCCAUUUUGUUGCGUCUGUCUGAUGUCAAGAAUUUUUUUGACAAUUUAAAUUAUCAUUUUAUUUCCAUGACAGUUCAGAAUACCAUAUUGAUCUUAAGCUUCUACAGUUUAACUGUCAUUUCAUGGGGGAAACUGCAGUAACGAUGUUACAGUGCAAUACUGCUCGUCUUAACCUGGAACGUGGCCAACACUUGAAAAAACGUGGUGUGUAUUUUUGAUGUGGAUGUUCUCAUCAGAGACGAUCUGUCCAUGCGUGAAACAAACCCUGUAACGUUGUCGGGUCAACGUUUAAACUGUGUCUGACCUUUUGUAGCGUAUGGCUGAAACCGGUACUGGAUCAGUGGGUCAAUAAAACCUCAAACACAACUAUUA
This is a messenger RNA of Neoarius graeffei (lesser salmon catfish), 3472 nucleotides long. It is a transcript of the gene nuak2, whose product is annotated as NUAK family, SNF1-like kinase, 2. The record is from RefSeq and is a predicted model, not a curated record. NCBI's taxonomy places the organism in Eukaryota, Metazoa, Chordata, Actinopteri, Siluriformes, Ariidae. Gene Ontology annotation, biological process: intracellular signal transduction; protein phosphorylation; microtubule cytoskeleton organization. The transcript is spliced from 6 exons. Bases 228 to 2129 code for a protein of 633 amino acids. Gene Ontology annotation, cellular component: cytoplasm. Gene Ontology annotation, molecular function: protein serine/threonine kinase activity; tau-protein kinase activity; ATP binding.